Messenger RNA from Fragaria vesca subsp. vesca, 1619 nucleotides. RefSeq lists its product as uncharacterized. The record is from RefSeq and is a predicted model, not a curated record. NCBI's taxonomy places the organism in Eukaryota, Viridiplantae, Streptophyta, Magnoliopsida, Rosales, Rosaceae. Gene Ontology annotation, cellular component: nucleus. The transcript has 2 exons. Gene Ontology annotation, biological process: regulation of DNA-templated transcription. The coding region runs from base 1 to 1299 and encodes 432 amino acids.
AUGACCCCCGAACAAGACGACGCCGUUCUCCCCGAGGCCGGCGGGGACCUCUCCUCCUCCUCGCAAGACGACGAGGAAGAAGACGACGUCGUUGACGAGGACGACGAUGACGACGUCGACGACGACGAUGACGUCAUCAACUCCGCCUCCCCUUCCUCCACCUCCAAUUCCGCUCUCCCCGUCGCCAUCGCCACCCCCACCGCCACCGCUCCUCCCGCCGUCACCGUCGCCCUUCCCGCUCCGCCGUUGACGAGCGCGGCGGCGGCGACGGCGGUGGUGGUUCCGGAGGGGCUGUUGGAUCCGAAGCGGCCGCGGACGAUUCAUUACGACCCGGUUUUGCUUCCCGCCGCGCCGGAGGAGAAGAAGCCGGUGGCGGUGGUCGACGAGAGGAGGCUGUUCCAGCGGCUGUGGACGGACGACGACGAGAUCGAGUUGCUCCAGGGGUUUCUGGACUACACGACGCAGAGAGGGAACAAGGGAGGAGGAGGAGGAGGAGGCUCGCAUCAAAACGACACCGCUUUGUUCUACGAUCAGAUCAAGUCGAAGCUCCAGCUGGAAUUCAACAAGAACCAGCUGGUGGAGAAGCUGCGGCGGCUGAAGAAGAAGUACCGGAAUGUUCUGAACAAAAUCGCCAGCGGCAAAGAGGUCAGCUUCAAGAGCCCUCAUGAUCAGGCGACUUUUGAGAUCUCUAGGAAGAUAUGGAGUAACAUCGGCGGUGUAGGAGCUGGCGGCGCCGACGACAACGCUCUCGACGACGAAGACCCCAACCCUAACCCUAACAAUCCCAAUUUCAACCAUUUCGAGGUCAAGACCGAAGACGCUCCGGCCGGAUUCCAGAAGUCCACGCCGAGAUCGCGGAAGCGCCAGCGGCCGCCGGCGCAGCCGAAAACGCCGAGUCUUGCCGAGCCGGUGGCGGUGCCGGUGAUUAAGGAGAAUCAUCACAAUGUGAACAAUGGCGGUGUUGGUGUUGGUGGUGGGAGUAAUUGCGGGAAUUGUAAUGUUCAGGGGAUGAUUGAGGAGACGGUGAAGAGUUGUAUGUCGCCUCUGUUUCGGCAGUUGAUGAGCAAUUCGAUGGGUGGAGGGCAGACUAGAGGGUUCGGAGGGCUGUCGUUGAAUCCGAUUCCGCUGACCUUUGGCGGGCCUUCGAUAAAUUUGAAUUUUGGGGGUGGGGAGGCGGCGGAUGAGCAGUGGAGGAAGCAGCAGAUUUUGGAGUUGGAGGUGUAUUCGAAGCGAUUGGAGUUGGUGCAGAAUCAGAUAAAAGUGGCAUUGGAUGAGUUGAAGUCCACCGGAGGAGGCUGAUAUUGGUCGAAAGGCAGCGUAGUAAGUUUGAAUUUUUGUUCAUAUAAAUUGCAGCACAGUAGCUGGAAUCCGCAGUUUCAAGUUUUCUUUUUUGGUUAUCUUUGCUGAUUUGAUAGAACAUUGAAUAAUGAGUGCUGAUGAUUGUUUUAGUCUUUGAUAGUUUUGUUCAUAGUCUUUAGAGGUGUAGAUAAUUGAUGAAAUAAUCUAUAGAUGAGAAAGUUUUCCUUUCUUUCCUAUACACUGAUGUACAUGGAUUUUAUUUUGACAGAAAUUGAUCCGAGUGUUGGGUCUGAUGUUUAAAAAAAAAAAAACAAAAAAAC